AAGGCUCGCUCAGCGACUCGAACUCAGAUGAAACUGUAGGCUAAGUGAAAGAGAGAGAGAAAGAGAGAGUGUGUGUACGGAGUAGAAAAGAGGUAGAAAGACGCACUACAGCCACACGACGAUUUUGCGCCCUAGUUUACAGCAUCCGAGCAAGUAACUGCAAAGGAGUUUUAUUUCAAGUACCUACCCAUUAUUCGUCUGUCUGGUGACCAGAAAUUAUUUUUUUUGCUGUUCAAAGAAAGGCUUUUAGAGUUUAAGAGUUUUUUUCUGGAGGGUGAGAAGUUUUGGAUUUUUUCCCUUUUUGAGACUUAAAGACAAACAAUUUUCCCUGUGAGAAUGCUGCUACAACUGUAAGCAGAAUUCCCACGUGGCUCCUUUGAUUUGACAAUAAUGUGUCAAACUCUUUUGAAUUACCGACGGAUUAUUUAGAUUACCAAACAUGGUAUUAGAAAUAACUUCAUCAGUACUUAGUACUUAUCCCCGAAGACUUUUUCACUGAAUAUUUCUAGCUACUUUUAGUGUACUCUACGUUUAGGUUUCUUAGAUCCCUUGCUGCACAUUUUCAACAAGUAAUUACAAAUCAAAGCUCACUUGUAGGAGCACUUGCGUUAUAAUAACACAACAAAGUCACAACUUACCCCAGUUUAGUGCGUGCUAAUAAUAUAUCUCAAAGCGAUAUCCGUCCGAGUGUCGCCACCAUGCUCUUCGAAAGUUUUGACCUACUCUCGGCGCUGGCGACGCUGGCUGCGUGUUUGGUGUCCAUGGCGCUUCUGCUGGCGGUGUCCCAGCAGCUGUGGCAACUACGAUGGACCGCAACCCGAGACAAGAACUGCAAGCUGCCCAUGCCCAAAGGUUCCAUGGGAUUUCCCAUUAUUGGAGAGACCUGCCACUGGCUUUUCCAGGGUGCGGGCUUCCACGCCUCAAGGCGGCAGAAGUACGGCAACGUCUUCAAGACCCACCUGCUGGGCCGGCCCCUGAUCCGGGUGACGGGGGCGGACAACGUGCGCAAGGUGCUGAUGGGGGAGCACAGCCUGGUGAGCGUGGACUGGCCCCAGAGCACCAGCGCCCUGCUGGGCCCCAACAGCCUGGCCAACUCCAUCGGGGACAUCCACCGCAAGAGGAGGAAGGUGUUCGCCAAGGUGUUCAGCCAUGAGGCUCUGGAGAGCUACCUGCCCAAGAUCCAGCAAGUGAUCCAGGAGACCCUUCGCGUCUGGAGCUCAAACCCCGAGCCCAUCAACGUGUACCGCGAGUCCCAGCGCCUGUCCUUCCAGAUGGCCGUGCGCGUGCUCCUGGGCUUCCGCAUCUCGGACGAGGAGAUGUGCCACUUCUUCAACACCUUCCAGGAAUUUGUGGAUAACCUCUUCAGCCUGCCCAUCGACAUGCCCUUCAGUGGAUAUAGGAAGGGCCUUCGUGCUCGGGACAAGUUGCAGAAGAUGAUUGAGAAGGCCAUCCGAGAGAAGCCUUUGUGCACGCAAGGGAAAGACUACGCUGAUGCUCUGGACGUACUGUUGGAGAGUGCCAAGGAGAAUGGAGCUGAGCUCACCAUGCAAGAGCUAAAGGAGUCGACGGUGGAGCUGAUCUUUGCCUCCUUCGCCACCACGGCGAGUGCCAGCACGUCGCUCAUCAUGCAGCUGCUGCGGCACCCGGCCGUGCUGGAGAAGCUGCGCGAGGAGCUGCGCAACCGUGGCAUCCUGCAGAACGGCUGCCUGUGCGAGGGCGAGCUGCGCCUGGAGACCAUCUGCAGCCUCAAGUACCUGGACUGCGUCAUCAAGGAGGUGCUGCGGCUCUUCACGCCCGUGUCCGGAGGCUACCGCGUGGCCAUGCAGACCUUCGAGCUGGACGGUGUCCAGAUCCCCAAAGGUUGGAGCGUGAUGUACAGCAUCAGGGACACCCACGACACCUCGGCUGUCUUCAAGGAGGUGGCGGCGUUCGACCCGGACCGUUUCAGCGAGGAGCGCAGCGAGGACAAGGAGGGCCGCUUCCACUACCUGCCCUUCGGCGGCGGCGUGCGCUCCUGCCUGGGCAAGCAGCUGGCCACCCUCUUCCUGCGUAUCCUGGCCAUCGAGCUGGCCAGCACCAGUCGCUUCGAGCUGGCCACGCGGACGUUCCCUCGCAUGGUCUCUGUGCCCGUGGUGCACCCCACCGACGGACUCAAGGUCAAGUUCUUUGGCCUGGACUCCAAUCAGAACGAGAUCAUGGCCAAGACCGAUGAGCUUCUGGGCGCCACCGUCUGAAGGUGUGAGGAAGAGGGGAGCGGCUGGGAGGAGUUCAAAUGUUGAGGCAAAAAAAACACACGUUAACUGAAGAGGAUGUGGGGGCAAGAGCAAAAGAUUUCCGCGCUCUCUGUGGAGCUUGUAUGUUUUGCAGUUUUCUUACUCCUCGACUGACAGACCUUGUGAAGAGUUGAAACACUCUCUCUAGCUUUGUCGGCGUCAUUUCCAGACUUCAGCCUGCCAAAAAUGUAUAGUCCUUGUUGUUUCUCAUACAAACACUUACGACUAAAAUCUUAAAAAGGACAAAUAUGUUUAACAGAGGAAAGAUGAUGUAACGUUAACUUGGAGAGAAGCUCAUGUUCGAAGAAGCGAUGCACGGAUGAGUGUGUGUGUCUGUGGGAAUGAGAGGGAUCGGAAGAGAGGACAGUGGGGUGGAAAGGAUCGGUUGAGGUUAAUCCAAGAAAGUUGAUAAACAGGGUAAAGAGCGACUCACUUGUAAUGCUAGGACAUGGUUAAGCCUAAGUUAAAGCUAUAGAUAAAUGCUGCGUGGCCAGGUUUUUUGAGUCUCUUGCUGUGAGAGUUACUGCGUCACAUGGGAGUGUGGUGGGUGCCUCCACAGAGAAAGAAGAGAUUCAAAAUCACUUACUAAAAUGUAGACUUCCAGUAGUGUAGAGAGUGUAGAGGGGACUGAAUCAGGAAAAAAAGGACUAGAAGUGCAUGCUCGGGAUUUUAUUUUUCAGGGUUUGUUUUUAGUUGCAUAUUGGUUAUGUCAAAAGAUGUAUGUACCUAGUGUGUGUGCGCGUGUGCGUGUGCAUGUGUGCGUGCUUGUGUGUACAUGUGUGCGUGUGUGUACGUGCGCGCGUGCGUGCACAUGCACGUGGCGGGGGAGCUUUUAGCAGAGAGGCAUAGGGGAAUGUAAGAGCUGCAUUGUAAGCUAGAAAUGAAUGAAUGAACUGUAUGAAAACUCAGGUGUGUUUGGAGUCCACGAUGCCUUUUAGAACUAUACUUGUUUCACUUUGUAUCUGUCCUGCACAUAAGACUAGUCAUAAUUGUUAGCUUGGGAGAAAACCCCUCAACCUGUGCUUUAAUGCAGUGAUGUGAUGGAGGAUAUCUCUGUAAAGAAAAAAAAGAAAGAAAAGAAAAACAAACGUUUGUUUUUUGAGCCUCAAAAUAUGCUUCACUAAGUGAGAUGAGUGUGUCUUGUGUGAAUCCAAAUGGCCUAAAUGAGAGAUUCAUGAAUGGAAGGUGAGAGAGGUGAUAACUAUACAGGACUGAAGAAAUAAAAGGACCCUUGUUCUUGCUGCUUGAGAGUCAUAUUAUUUUUUCGGAGCAGAGUGCCAAUGACCUCUCACAAGAACGUGAUAUUUAAGUUUUGUUUUUUUUUCCUUUGCUGCUCCACUUCUUCAACACUAAAAUGCAAAGUCAAGUUGAAAUGGCUUACCAGAUGGGGAGGUUAGGACACGCCAUAAAGGUUCUCAAAGAAUGAAAGGAAGAAAGAAAGAAAGAAAGAAAGGAAGGAAGGAAGAAAAUGACCUUAACAAAAGAGAUCUUUUGAGGGAAGGUUUUUAUGGAAGGGCUGGUGGCAUCCUAGCUGAGAAGCAACCUGAAGGGGUUAUAAUAAGGACCUUUAUAUAAAAAAGAAAACCUUGUCAAUGUCUGGGAUGAAGACCCUGUGAGGAGGAUGUGUCCUUGUGUCCUCCGUAGAUCACGCGAAGAACAUUUUAAUCUGUGACCAACCAUGCCACUGAUUUUUUUUGUUUUUUUUGUAAAUGAAUGGAUUUUUUUUCCUAAAGUUAUUGAGUCUGCUGCUUUUUGUGUACAAUAUUUCUAACUGAGUGUUCUAGAAUGUGAGGGCAGUUUGUGAAUCAUGGGCAGAUAUCCACAUUUGUGAGAGCGACAGGAAAUAUGACUCAGUGUAGAAAGCCAUGGGUAACGCCUAUCAGAAAUGUCUAAUAUCCUAACAUUAUUCACAUUAAUUUUAUUAUUGUAAUAAAUAUUAUUUUAAGUGCUAUUUUUGUUAUAUUCCAGAAUAGAGUUUUAGUAUAAAUAAAGUUGGUUGGUAAAUAUUGUUAUAUUUAGUAUGAUAUGAAUUUCAGCUAUAUUGUAAACAGUGUUUAAAUGUUAAUAUUGUUUUAUGUUAUUGUAAUAAUUUUUAUUUUGUUAUUAUCAUCGCAUUCAGUUAAUAUUAAUAAAAACAGAAGCACUUGCGAGGUAUGUUUAUAUUGAGUGCCAUGCAAAUACGUCAUGUUCUAUACUUUAUUGAAUGCUGUUUUUGCCUGUACAUAAUAUUGUAUUUUGUCUGUGUUUCACUUAGUUUAUGAAUGUUUUUUUCAUCUUCUUUUUUUACAGUGAUUCUUAAAUGUACUUGCCAAUUUUAUAAACUCCUAUAAUAAACUAUUAUGUGAAAAUAGUACUGUUGCCGUCUGAGACCUCACUUUCUGACUUGUUUACGCUGCUUUUCAACACACUGUCCCCAAAUGUUUCACACCGAACCUGCUCUGGGACAAUGCACUGCAUAAUUAUUCACGUUAUGCUGAUUGAUUGUCCCCCAGAGUU
Messenger RNA from Engraulis encrasicolus (European anchovy), 4769 nucleotides. RefSeq names its product cytochrome P450 26B1 (gene cyp26b1). The transcript is spliced from 6 exons. The record is from RefSeq and is a predicted model, not a curated record. Bases 699 to 2234 code for a protein of 511 amino acids. Gene Ontology annotation, biological process: sterol metabolic process. Lineage: Eukaryota; Metazoa; Chordata; Actinopteri; Clupeiformes; Engraulidae. Gene Ontology annotation, molecular function: heme binding; monooxygenase activity; iron ion binding.